Messenger RNA from Microthlaspi erraticum, 468 nucleotides. NCBI's taxonomy places the organism in Eukaryota, Viridiplantae, Streptophyta, Magnoliopsida, Brassicales, Brassicaceae. The record is from the annotation of a GenBank genome assembly.
AUGAAGUUUGGUCGACUGGGUUUCCAUUUCUUCCCCCUUCCCGUUCAAUCAAAUCAUCGAAACCCUAAUCUCUUCAUCAGGCCUAAGCAUCCUUGUCGUUCGCUACCCUUGUUUCAACUAAGGUUCAUGUCUGAUCUUGAAGUUCAAGUCCCCACUGCCUUUGAUCCGUUUGCUGAUGCAAAUGCUGAGGACGCUGGUGCUGGAACAAAGGAAUACGUGCACAUACGUGUUCAGCAGCGUAAUGGUAGAAAAAGCCUGACGACUGUCCAGGGACUCAAGAAAGAGUAUAGCUAUAGCAAGAUCCUUAAAGACCUCAAGAAAGAAUUCUGCUGCAAUGGCACUGUCGUCCAGGACUCUGAGCUAGGACAGGUUAUUCAGCUUCAAGGUGAUCAGAGGAAGAACGUCUCUACCUUCCUUGUUCAGGCUGGUCUUGUGAAGAAGGAUAACAUCAAGAUCCAUGGUUUUUGA